AUGACGCCCGCCCGCGCGCACGACAUCUGCGCCCUCCUCACCUGCCCCCUGUACCUCCCGCUCGAGCGCCUCGUCGCGUCGCCGUACGGCGCCCUGUUCCUCCCCGAGGCGCGCGCCCGGUCAACGAGCGCGCUCGCCGCCAAGUUCGCGACGGCGUUCCUCGAGGGCUGCGGCCUCCCGAGCGAGAGCCCGCUCACCGUCGUGACGGACGUCGGCGGUGGAGGAGCGCUCGCCAAGAUCAUGAAGGUGCGCGCCGUCAUGAAGGAGAAGCGGACCGAGUGGAGCGCGGUCGGGGAAUUGCCUGUCGAGAUCCCGCUCCCCCUCCCGUACCGGUUCCACUCGAUCUUUGCGUGCCCCGUCUCGAAGGAGCAGAGCUCGGCGCAGAACCCGCCCAUGCUGCUCCCGUGCGGCCACGUCAUCGCUCGUGAGAGCCUCCAAAGGCUCGCGAGGGGAACCCCCACCCUCAAGUGCCCGUACUGCCCUGUUGUCUCGCACAUGAGCGCCUGUGUGCGCGUGCACUUCUGAGCUCCUCCCCUCCCUACCCCUUCCCCUCCGUACACUUGCAACGAUGUUGUCUUCCUUCCCUC
Messenger RNA from Rhodotorula graminis WP1, 587 nucleotides. RefSeq lists its product as uncharacterized. Lineage: Eukaryota; Fungi; Basidiomycota; Microbotryomycetes; Sporidiobolales; Sporidiobolaceae. Gene Ontology annotation, biological process: proteasome-mediated ubiquitin-dependent protein catabolic process. The coding region runs from base 1 to 525 and encodes 174 amino acids. Gene Ontology annotation, cellular component: nucleus; cytoplasm; GID complex. The record is from RefSeq and is a predicted model, not a curated record. Gene Ontology annotation, molecular function: ubiquitin protein ligase activity. The transcript is spliced from 3 exons.